AGUGUAGUGUACUACUGUCCAAAUCAGUUUAGAAUCCGUUUCGUUUUGACAUGUGACACAUUCACUGGAGGAAUUCUUUCUUCUUGAAGCAUUUACAGGAUUUCAAAAUGAAAAAAUGUAUGAGCCGAACCACCAAAAAUGUCCUUGUGGUUUCUUUUGGAUUUUUGCUGUUAUUCACAGCAUAUGGAGGGCUGCAGAGUUUACAGAGCAGUCUCAAUGCUGAGGAUGGAAUGGGCGUUAUAUCGCUCAGCGUCAUCUAUGGAGCCAUCAUUUUGUCCUCAAUGUUUCUGCCCCCAAUAAUGAUCAAAAAUCUGGGCUGUAAAUGGACCAUCGUCAUUUCAAUGGGUUGCUAUGUGGCAUAUUCCUUUGGAAACCUUGCGCCAGGCUGGGCGAGUCUGAUGACCACCUCUGCCAUUCUGGGUAUGGGAGGUUCUCCGCUGUGGUCUGCAAAAUGCACCUAUCUCACAAUAAGUGGAAACUUGCGUGGCCAGAAACUCAACAAGAAAGGCCAGGAUCUUAUAAACCAAUAUUUUGGCAUUUUUUUUUUCAUUUUUCAAUCUUCUGCUGUAUGGGGAAACCUCAUGUCAUCUCUCAUAUUUGGUCAGGACUCUAACAUAGUCAAAGUCCCUGAGGAGAACCUGCAGUUCUGUGGUGUGGCAACAUGCCUUGACAAUUUCACCAUCAUUGGAAACUCAACACGUCCAGCAAGACACUUAGUGAACACACUACUAGGCUGCUACAUUAGUGUGGGGGUUCUGGCCAUGAUUUUUGUGGCAGCGUUCUUGGACAACAUAGACCAAGGUCUUGCCAAAGAAUUUCGAAAGAACAAGGGCAACGAAUCAUUUUGCAGCACCUUUCUGGCUACCUUCAAGCUCUUGAGAGAUCCCAGAUUGUUGCUGCUCAUCCCAUUGACCAUGUACAGUGGGUUCGAGCAAAGUUUCCUCUCUGGCGAAUACACAAAGAACUAUGUGACUUGUGCGUUAGGAAUACAUUAUGUUGGCUUUGUGAUGAUCUGUUUCGGUGCUACUAACUCUCUGUGCUCAUUUGCGUUUGGGAGACUGGCUCAAUACACUGGAAGAAUCGCCCUCUUUUGUCUGGCUGCACUGACAAACAUGGGCUGUUUUGUGGGGCUUUUGUACUGGGAGCCUCAUCCAAACCAGCUGCCUGUGUUCUUUGUGUUUCCGGCCCUCUGGGGCAUGGCAGACGCUGUGUGGCAAACACAAACCAAUGCACUUUAUGGAAUUCUCUUUGCUGAGCACAAAGAAGCAGCAUUUGCCAACUACCGCAUGUGGGAGUCACUUGGUUUUGUUAUAGCCUUUGCUUACAGCACAUUCAUCUGCCUGUCCACCAAGAUCUACAUUGCUUUGGCUGUUCUGGCCCUUACCAUGGUAACUUACCUUUACGUUGAGUACGAGGAGUACAAGCAUCCAACUCCACCAGUGAUAAUGGACGACUUGCACAAACCAGAAAAGGCCGACCUCAAAGAAUUGACCGAUAAAGUUAUUGCCCAGACACAUUUGUAAAUAGAUUUUGGUUGAUAUUUCUGCCUCAGAAUGUAAAAUUUUGAUUUUUUUUUUUUUGUCUAUCAGAGAUUAUUUUUUACAGUAGUUUUUACAAAGUGUUGAUAUUUUGAUAAAUCUUCUUUAUAACUGUACAAAGGCA
Messenger RNA from Rhinichthys klamathensis goyatoka, 1662 nucleotides. Its product is annotated as protein unc-93 homolog A. The record is from RefSeq and is a predicted model, not a curated record. The transcript is spliced from 8 exons. Bases 108 to 1523 code for a protein of 471 amino acids. Lineage: Eukaryota; Metazoa; Chordata; Actinopteri; Cypriniformes; Leuciscidae.